Molecule: messenger RNA, 1965 nt
Organism: Paracoccidioides brasiliensis Pb18
Exons: 5
Coding region: 1-1965 (654 amino acids)
Biological process (GO): lipid homeostasis; fatty acid beta-oxidation using acyl-CoA oxidase
Cellular component (GO): peroxisome
Molecular function (GO): FAD binding; fatty acid binding; acyl-CoA oxidase activity
Source: RefSeq, a predicted model, not a curated record
AUGAUGUCGCGGAAUAUUAGCAAUGAUGUCCAUGAGACUCCGUUUUCCGUCUUUUUAUGGGGCGGGAAGGAGAAGUUCGAGGAGCGCAAAAAGCUGCUGAAGGCUCUUACAUCGAACCCCGUUUUCUCCAAGACUGAUGUGACAAUUCCGUCGCUGUCUCGGAAAGACGCAUGGAGGAGAGCUCUAAGUCAGGCUCGCGAGUUGAUAACGCUGAAGCAUAGGGAAAAAUGGACAGGCAGCCAAUUCCGCGAUGCGGUACGGAUGCUUGACUACUUCGUCCCAGUGCAACCUCAGUUCAGAAUCUUUCUUUCGAAUCUUGAACGCCAAAUGACGGACGAGCAAAAGGCAAUUUGGAUCCCAAAGGCAGAAAGGUUCGAGAUCUUGGGAUCGUAUGCCCAAACGGAACUUGGCCAUGGCUCAAACCUAAGAGGGCUUGAAACAACUGCUACUUUUGAUAAAGCAACGGACGAGUUCAUAAUAAACUCGCCGGCCGUGAGCAGCACCAAAUAUUGGAUUGGAGCAACGGGAAUCUGGGCUACUCAUUCCAUUGUUGUCGCCCGUCUCAUCAUUGAUGGGAAGGAAUACGGAAAUCAUCUUUUCCUCACUCAGCUUCGCGACCUGGAAACGCAGGAAUUGAUGCCAGGGGUAGAAAUUUACGAACUGGGGCCUAAGGUAUUCCAGGGCAUGGUUGGGGUGGAUAAUGGUGCCAUGCAGUUCCACAAUGUCAGAAUCCCUCGAUCUCAAAUGCUGGCGCGGAAUGCUCAGGUUUUGCGAGAUGGGACAUACGUUCCACCAAAGAAUACAAAACAUUCAUAUGGCUCCAUGAUCACCGUGCGGGCUAUUAUGGCUGAGAUUACCGGAUACGAUUUAUUGAAGGCUGUCGCAGUAGCCUAUCACUAUACGACCUUCCGAAAGCAAUUCUGGAUCGAAGGGCAGAAAGAGGAGAAUAUGGUAUUCAACUAUGCCAGCGUCAAAUAUCGACUUCUUCCACUCCUUGCGAAGGGGACGGCGCUUGUCCUCGUUGGACAAAACAUCAAACGUGCUUUCGAUGAGUACUCGGAGGUCGUCAUCAAAACGGGCAACACGUCCCAACUUGAAGAUCUUCAUCUGCAAACCGUAGGCGCAAAAGUUUACUCGACUGACAUCACUGCGAAUGGAGUUGAAAUUUGUAGAAUUGCAUGCGGAGGCCACGGAUAUAGUGCUUUGUCUGGUUUUGGUCAGAUGUAUGCUCACACCGUCAAUGCAGUUACAUAUGAAGGUGACAACUAUGUAAUUGCCCAGCAAGUUCCGCGAGCCAUCAAUAAACACUAUAAAGCAAAAACCGAGCACACAGUUCCCAGCCUGUCCUAUCUAAGCUUCCUCAGAAAGCCUGAGAGCGGCAUCAAGCUCUCCGUAUCUUCGGAGUCCGACUGGUUCAAGACUGAAGCCCAACAAUGGGUUCUCGAGCGCCGCCUAGCAACCCUGGUAAAGACUCAUAUGGAAGCUAGCGAAGCAGGCAAAGACACCAGCUUCGCCGUUCACGAACUCACCAUGGCCCAUUGCGAUUUCGUCUAUUGGAGGGGAUUCUGGGAGGUGAUUAAAGAGGCUUCUGGCACCGAGUUUAUUCAACAAUUGGAGGCUCUUGCACAAGUGUUCUCUCUUUCAAUCCUCCAAUCGGCACACAAAGAUAUAUACGCUCCUUACGCCCUGACAGAGUCUCAACGCAAAACUCUUUCGUCUGCUUAUGACAGGGCAAUCGACACCUUAUCUGGGUAUGCAAAGUCUAUCAUUGAUGCGUACGGUUUUACGGAAUUUGAAAUGGAUAGCGCAUUGGCCAGAGCGGAUAUGGACCCGUAUGAAGCGCUCUUUGCUGGAGCAAAAAAUAGUGAAAUGAAUAACAUGAGGGAUAUCUGGCCCACUAUUGUGGAUGCGAGGAGAAUAUGGGGGAGGUUGGACGCUCAAAAGAAGGAGAAUGCAAAGUUGUAA